CGACAUCUCUCCUACACACAACAUAAGUCAUACCAAGCAUCCGGAAUGCGUGCGAGCCUUUUCCUCCUGAGCUGCUUGACAGCCAGCUCUCUUGCAGCGCCAACACUAUUGGACGAGGGCCUCUUCAAAAACUCGAACUCCUGUGACACGUCGAAGAUCGCACUACCCUCAUAUGCAUCUUCAUUGCCCUCACCAUCCGGCAUGAGCGCAAUUUAUGUUGCGGUUGGCCGUGGAACACAAAAUUAUACCUGUGCGACCUCCUCCUCAAACUCCACCCCGGUAGCCAUCGGCGCCGUGGCACGCCUCUACGACGCGACCUGCCUGGCAGCCAACUACCCGGACCUGCUGGAAACACUUCCGGGUAUCGUGUAUCAGAACGCGCUGCCCAGUAGCGAGGAGACUCCUCUUCCGCCAGCGAACCUCAACCUUCUGGGCCACCAUUUCUUCAGGGACACGACCACCCCGGUUUUCAACCUCGACACUACAUCUUCCGAGCAGCACGGGAUCGCGAUCACGAAGAAGCUCGACGCCAUCGAUGCUCCGUCGAGUGCCAUUAAAGGCCAAAACGGCGCCGUCCAAUGGCUUUACCUCCAUGCGAUUAACGGCACCGUCGGAGAAUACGAGGGCGUCUAUCGGGUGUCUACCGUUGCAGGCUCCGCCCCGGACACUUGCGAGGGCAUGCACUCAAAUUUCACGGUCCAGUAUUCCGCGCUGUACUAUUUCUAUGGUGCGUAAUAGUGCUUGGGAAAGAAGGGUAGGGGAUUGAGCGAUCGCACUGUAAAUAGAAGGGGUUAGAGAAUUGACAUGGUUAAUGACAUCAAG
Molecule: messenger RNA, 822 nt
Organism: Aspergillus heteromorphus CBS 117.55
Lineage: Eukaryota; Fungi; Ascomycota; Eurotiomycetes; Eurotiales; Aspergillaceae
Exons: 3
Coding region: 46-735 (229 amino acids)
Source: RefSeq, a predicted model, not a curated record